AUACUACACCAUAUAAAAGAUAAAGCUUCACCACUCCCUUCAACUUGUUGAAUCCCCCUCAUGUUAACUUCUUUCUAGGUUUCCACUGUUCUAUCCCUCCCACCCCAUCAAAGGCAAAGAACAAUCCAAGAAAGUAUAAAAAGUAAACCCCCAAACUCAAAAAUAUCAAUCUUUGAUUUGAUAGUUGAAUAAAUGGGGUCACAGUCAGCAAAUUUGUGGGUUUUGUUGGGUUUAGGACUGGCUGGAAUACUUAUAAUGACCAAAAAGCUGAAGAAAACUGUUAAAGCUGAUUUUGGUGCCUUUGUUGAACGCCUUAACCUUCUUCCACCCCCUCAGCCUCUUCCACCUAAAGCUCCUCAUCCUCUUACUGGCCUUACUUUUGCUGUCUCUGAUGUAUUCGAUAUCAAUGGAUUUGUGACAGGGUUUGGGAACCCAGACUGGUCAAGGACUCACGAACCUGCUAGUCAGACGUCUACCGCGGUCUCUGCGCUUGUUGAAGGAGGAGCCACAUGUACUGGAAGAACUGUUGUAGAUGAUAUGGCUUUUGGUAUUAGUGGUGAACAGAGUCAUUUUGAUACUCCAACAAAUCCUGCGGCUCCUGCACGGAUGCCAGGAGGAUCAUCUAGUGGGGCUGCUGUUGCUGUGGCUGCAAAUUUUGUUGAUUUUUCUUUGGGUACUGAUGCUGUUGGAGGUGUGAGAGUACCUGCUGCAUACUGUGGAGUUUUAGGGUUUCGGCCAUCUCACGGGACUGUUUCUCACACCGGCAUAAUUCCUGUUUCAGCCAGUCUUGACACAGUUGGAUGGUUUGCAAGAGAACCCAGUAUAUUGCGUCGUGUCGGGCAUGUGCUGCUGCAGGUUCCAUUUGCUCCUCAACGUAAUCCAAGGAGUGUUGUGAUAGCUGAUGAUUGCUUUCAGUCAGUAAAUUUUCCUGGUGAUCACGUCAGUCAAGCAGUGACCAAAGCUGUCGAAAAGCUAUUUGGAAGACAAAUCCUAAGACGGGAGAAUCUAGAAGCCUAUUUAAACUCGAAAGUUCCAAGCUUAAAACUGUUUGCUGGCAAAAAGGCCAAUGGCAAAAGCGAAUCUUCAUCAACGAACUUGCUAGCAUGUGCUAUGCAUAUACUUAGGAGACAUGAGUUCAGAGAAAAUCAUCUGGACUGGAUCAAUGCUGCAAAGCCUAAUCUGGACCCUGUUAUUUCUGCCCAAAUGCAAGGAGCGCUGGAAAUCACAGACGCAAAUAUUGAUAGCUGCAAUGCAAUCAGGAACGAAAUGCGUUCAGCUCUAACUGAUCUUUUGAGAGAUGAUGGAAUUUUGGUUAUCCCCACUGUUGCUGAGCCUCCUCCAAAGAUUGGUGCAAAGGAGAUUCAAUCCGAGGACUACCGGAUAAGGUCAUGCUCAUUUUCAAGCAUAGCUAGCAUGUCAGGUGGCUGUCAGGUCUGCAUACCAAUGGGAGUUCAUGAUAAGUGCCCAAUUUCCGUGUCCUUUAUAGCAAGGCAGGGAGGUGACAGAUUUUUGCUCGACACCAUACAGACCAUGUAUGCAUCUCUCCAGGAACAGGCGGAAUUAGCCACAAAAUCAUCAGCAUCUGGUAACGCCUUGAGCAAAGAAACAUCUGCCGAAAUGGCUAAAGAAAAGGGUAACCAAGCCUUCAAAGAGAAACAGUGGCAGAAAGCCAUUGGCUUCUACACAGAGGCUAUUAAACUCAAUGGUAACAAUGCAACAUACUUUAGCAACAGGGCUGCAGCUUAUUUGGAGUUGGCAAACUUCCUCCAAGCCGAAGCCGAUAGCACUAAAGCCAUUGAUCUUGAUAAGAAGAAUGUCAAGGCAUACUUAAGAAGGGGCACGGCACGAGAAAUGCUGGGCUCCUAUAUUGAGGCAAUGAAAGAUUUCAGAUUCGCACUAGUUCUUGAGCCAACCAACAAAAGAGCAUCUCUGGCUGCUGAUAGAGUGAAGAAGUUCUUAGAAGGUAUAACUGUUUAGAAUGAUUGCUGUUGCAGAAUGUGUUGUGUCGAAGCAGGUCUUCUCAGCAGGAAUAUGAUGAAUUAAACGAUUGAAAAUACGAGGAAUCUGCAAUCAUCGACAUUCUUUCUUUCACGUGGUACUUUGAAGAUGGGGAGCGGCCCCUUAGACCUCGGCAUAGUUUGGUGGCUACAGCUUAAAAUUAUACUAGAGUUUUGAAGUCUAGUGCAAUUUUGUUUAGUAGAUAUUGCAUUCAAAUUGUAACUUUUAGAGCUAUUACUUCAUCGUUCAACAUGACCAAAUUAAUAUUUUUUGGACCAACAUUAUUUGGAAGGACUAAACCCGAUUUAUGAUA
Capsicum annuum is the source of this 2311-nucleotide messenger RNA. Its product is annotated as outer envelope protein 64, chloroplastic. The record is from RefSeq and is a predicted model, not a curated record. Gene Ontology annotation, molecular function: protein binding. The coding region runs from base 193 to 1977 and encodes 594 amino acids. The transcript has 13 exons. NCBI's taxonomy places the organism in Eukaryota, Viridiplantae, Streptophyta, Magnoliopsida, Solanales, Solanaceae.